AUGGCACGGCCAGACUCUUGCUUCUACUUCACCCGCUUCAGAGCAGCAAAAAGCCCAAAGCAGCGGCAAGGCCCCGGCGCCGUGGCGCAUCCCAGCGCCCUGCUGAGCCAGGGGCCGGCGCCGCAGGCCCUGCCUGCCUCCCACCUACCCGUGAGAGUGUGCGAGGUGGCGCGGAACACGGGGCCCGACUCCUCCAGCGGGCUGGCCAUGGCCAGCUUCCGUACCGCCAAGCACCUGCUCCACGAGUGGCACCAGAGUAACGCUCAUCUCUACCGCGAGGCCUUUACCGGCUGCGAGCAGGCCCAGCGCGGCCGGGCCGAGGCCAAGGAGCUGGCUGAAUGUGCUGCUGCUACUGCCCAGCGCACCCAGCAGGACUCCAUGACCAGCCUGGGCCAACGGCUACAGGACAUACACUUCUGGAAGGCUGAGCUCCAGAAGGAGACUGAGGACCUUGAGGCCGAGACUGGCCUGCUGGCAGCCCAGAAGCUGCGGCUGGAGAGAGCGCUUGAUGCCACUGAGGUGCCCUACACCAUUGCCACUGAUAACCUAAAGUGUCGGGAGACGAGGCAGCCACCAGACCUGGUCAGUGAUGAGGUGGAGGGAGAGUUGCUGAAGGAAGCUGAACUUAUCAGAAAUAUCCAGGAGCUUUUGAAAAGAACUUUGACGCAAGCUGCUAACCAGAUGCGAUUAAACCAAGAUCACAAAGAGAUCUGCGAAAUGGACUGGUCAGACAAAGUUGAAACAUACAACAUUGAUGAUAAAUGUGGAAGAUACAGUAACCAGAGCACCAACAUCCAGUUCCAUCCUCAUUCAGUGAAGUUUGAAGAGAGUGCCUCAACGCCAGAGACAUGGGCCAAGUUCAGUCAUGACAACAUCUAUAGGGCAGAACAAGAAAAACUGGCUUCCAUCAGUCUUCGUGCCUUGAUUGACAAUAUUCUUCAUGACGUAUCUGAGGACCUGAGGAUGCAAAGCGCUGCUGUUAAUGAGGCUUUUGCCAAACACUGUGAGGAGCUGGACGAUGCAAAACACAAACUAGAGCAUCAUUUGAAAAAUAUCCUUAAAGAGAUUGGAGAACAAGAAGCUAAUAUUGCUGCUCUCAAACAAACUAUCAAAGACAAAGAAGCCCCGAUGAAAGUUGCUCAAACAAGGCUGUAUGACAGGUCUUUCAGGCCCAAUGUAGAGCUCUGCAGAGAUGAAGCACAGUUCAGGUUGAUCAGUGAAGUUGAAGAGCUAACGGAGUCCGUUGAAUCCCUGAAGAAAAAACUGCUGGAAUCUGAACAGUCUCUGAGGAACCUGGAAGACACACGGAUGAAUUUAGAAAAAGAAAUAGCUGUGAAAACAAACAGUAUUUUUAUUGAUAGACAAAAGUGCAUGGCCCACCGCACACACGACUCCCUUAUUCUUAAAUUAGCAGGUUACCAGCAGUAAUCUCAGUACAAACUAUGCAAAGUCUGAAAGAAAAAUGUAAUCUAGGAUCUCUCAUAUAAAAUACAUGGAUGGUGUUAUACACAGAAGUACUGUAUUCACUGUAUUUUCUUCUAUUUGGGUUAAAAUGCAUUAGUUUAGCAUUAUGGUGGGCUUUGAGUCUUGUCUUUAAAAGUUCUGUAAAACCUUGCCUGUGAA
Falco peregrinus (peregrine falcon) is the source of this 1623-nucleotide messenger RNA. It is a transcript of the gene TEKT4, whose product is annotated as tektin 4. The record is from RefSeq and is a predicted model, not a curated record. Gene Ontology annotation, biological process: cilium movement involved in cell motility; cilium assembly. Bases 1 to 1428 code for a protein of 475 amino acids. The transcript is spliced from 7 exons. Gene Ontology annotation, cellular component: sperm flagellum; microtubule cytoskeleton; nucleus. NCBI's taxonomy places the organism in Eukaryota, Metazoa, Chordata, Aves, Falconiformes, Falconidae.